CGCGUCAUGCUUGCGUGAGUGGUGACGCAAUACGACACAAGAUGGAUACAUAAAUGCAGUACGUCAAUGGAGCAGUAGUUGAGAAGACAUCGGAUCGUGCUACAGCGGCUGAAAUAUAUGAUUUAGCUUUUCAUUUGUUAGAUUUUGUCCUCGUCUUUAGUUAGUAUAAAGAAGCACUGUGGACUGUUUCUUCAGCUGACGUUUAGCAGCACUGUCAAGAAGAGACGAAAGGAUGAAAUACAUUAUAGGAAUUGGCGGAGUCACUAAUGGUGGCAAAACCACCCUGACAAAAAAGUUGAUCAAGACAUUGCCCGACUGCUGUGUUGUGCACCAAGACAACUUUUUCAAGAAACCUGAUCAAAUAGAAGUCGGGGAGGACGGCUUUAGACAAUGGGAUGUGAUCACAGCUUUGGAUAUGGAGGCCAUGACCAACACAAUAAAAGCCUGGCUUGAGAACCCAGUGAAGUUUGCCCGUUCCCACGGCAUUACUCUGUCUUCUGCAUCCAGCGUGGCCAACCCAGACGAGCAGUUCCAUAUUCUGAUCGUGGAGGGCUUCCUGCUCUACAACUACCCGCCCCUGCUGGAUGUUUUUGACAAGAGCUAUUACAUCACCGUUCCCUAUGAGGAGUGCAAGAGAAGGAGAAGUUACAGACAGUACACUGUUCCCGACCCUCCUGGCCUGUUUGAUGGCCAUGUGUGGCCGAUGUACCUGAAGCACAGGAGAGAGAUGGAGAACAGUGGCUUGGAUAUUGAGUACCUGGAUGGGUUGAAGUCCAAAGAGGAGAUCUACAACCAGGUGUAUGAGGACAUUCAGAACAAUCUGAUGAAUCGUUUAUAGCAGGAAGACUCCUCUCCAUCCCUGUACAGAACUUGUAAAUAGGCCCAAGGAUUUUUUAUGAAGUUUAUUUUAUUUUUGUAAUAUAAUUUGAUUCUUUGUUUUUAAG
Molecule: messenger RNA, 944 nt
Organism: Etheostoma cragini (Arkansas darter)
Lineage: Eukaryota; Metazoa; Chordata; Actinopteri; Perciformes; Percidae
Gene: mibp
Product: muscle-specific beta 1 integrin binding protein
Exons: 8
Coding region: 233-838 (201 amino acids)
Cellular component (GO): cytoplasm
Source: RefSeq, a predicted model, not a curated record